CUCCAUUAAUUGACCAAAUUACAAAUUUCUCAAACAAUAAGAAGCAUGUCGGUAUUCUCACUGGAUGCAAGCCAUGGCAACCCCGUCACAACGGAAACCCUAGACAAACUUUGCUUACAGCUUGGCAUGCCGAUAGAUGAAAAAGAGAAGGAAGACUAUCGACGCCUACUUGCGGUUUUUCAUGAUGCGAGCGAACAGCUGAUGGCUAUGGAAGAUUACAUCCCAUGCGUGGAUGAAGAUCGCUUUCUGAGAGAAAAUGCACAUUUUCCAGAGAGAUCAGAAAAUGCUCAUGGAGCAUGGGCGUGGAAGUGCAAUAUCACUGACAAGCUCGCUGACAGCAAAGGGAAGCUGCACGGCAAGACCUUUGUCUUGAAAGACAAUAUAGCUGUCAAAGGCGUUUCGAUGCUAUUAGGCACCAAAUUCAUCAAAGACUACGUUCCGGAUCUCGAUGCAACAGUUACAACGCGUAUCUUGGAAUCCGGCGGGCGUAUCCUGGGAAAAGCUGUUUGCGAAAAUCUAUGUCACUCAGCAACAAGCCACUCCUCCGGUACUGGCAUAGUUGAGAAUCCGUUUGCAAAAGGCUACAGUGCAGGCGGAAGCUCUAGUGGAUCAGGAGUCAUCGUUGCACUGGGCGAAGCUGAUGGAGCCAUCGGCGCAGAUCAAGGAGGAAGUAUUCGUGUCCCAGCCGCCAAUUGCGGCAUCGUAGGACUAAAGCCUACAUUCGGACUUGUCCCAUACACGGGCUGUGGCAGCAAUGAGCCAACCAACGACCACAUCGGCCCUAUGACACGCACCGUUCUAGAAAACGCUCUUCUCCUCGAAACUAUCGCAGGCAAUGAUAACAUUGAUGAUCGCUCCUUUGCUGCACCACACCCCUCUAAAGUCCCACUCUACACUUCCAUCGCCAACCUUCCCUUAGAGAAACCUCUCCAAGGAAAGAAAUUCGCAAUAAUAACCGAAUCCCUCUCCACCCCUGACAUGGACAACCGCGUAGUCCAAACCUUCCUCGCCGCAGCCUCAAAAUACACCUCACUCGGUGCAACCGUAACCCAAGUCUCCAUCCCCCUCCACUCCAAAGGCGCUGCGAUCUGGACCGGCAUCUCCAAAGUCGGUGGAUUCCUAAGCAAAACCAGUGGCCCCUUUGGGCGUCGCUCGCACCAAAUGCUUUCCCUGAACACUCUCUUCCAGCAAGCUGCCGCAGCUCGGGAAAGCUGGGACGAAGCAUACCCUUCUACAAGGAAUAUUUACCUAAACGGACUAUAUGCGACACAGCAGUUCCCCAAUUUGCUCGCUAAAGCCACAAACCUGUCUAGACAGCUGCGCGAUGCGUAUGAUGCGGUGCUAAACGAGUAUGACUUGUUACUUACGCCUACGCUACCGUACGUGGCGACGAGUCAUCCGUCGCCUGAUGCGACGCCGUUGGAGCAGGUGGCGAAGCAGGUUGGGUUGACAUCGAAUAUGGCGCCGUUUAAUCAGAGUGGGCAUCCAGCGCUUGCGCUGCCAAUUGGGUUUUUGGAUGUGUUGGAGGGGCCAGGCGUGCAGGAUGGAGUCCGGUUGCCGGUUAGCAUGCAGAUUGUGGGGAGGUGGUGGGGUGAGAUGGAAGUUUUGGAAGCGGCGUAUGCGUGGGAGAGGGAGUGGAAUUGGAGGGAGUUGUGAGGAGAAGAAGAAGACAUUGGAACACCGAAUCUUGAUUGCAGUAUGAUACAAACUACUGUACUGGUGAAAAGAAUGACCAAAUAACUUUUUUUCUGGAAAAAAAACGGUUGAAUAUUAUAUCCUGUUGUCCAUCCCCAAUUACCUACCGGUAUGACUUGAUUCCUCGUCUCGACUGAUCGUCUUCUCGACACUCUUGU
This is a messenger RNA of Bipolaris sorokiniana ND90Pr, 1853 nucleotides long. RefSeq lists its product as uncharacterized. The record is from RefSeq and is a predicted model, not a curated record. Gene Ontology annotation, molecular function: catalytic activity. The transcript has 2 exons. Bases 46 to 1656 code for a protein of 536 amino acids. NCBI's taxonomy places the organism in Eukaryota, Fungi, Ascomycota, Dothideomycetes, Pleosporales, Pleosporaceae.